Molecule: messenger RNA, 2334 nt
Organism: Varroa destructor (honeybee mite)
Lineage: Eukaryota; Metazoa; Arthropoda; Arachnida; Mesostigmata; Varroidae
Gene: Ttc30
Product: tetratricopeptide repeat domain 30
Biological process (GO): intraciliary transport
Cellular component (GO): axonemal microtubule; intraciliary transport particle B
Molecular function (GO): protein binding; intraciliary transport particle B binding
Source: RefSeq, a predicted model, not a curated record
UAUAUCGCAUUACCCCAAAGGGGAAGACUGACUUCCGCUCCUAUUCAUAUGACGACGGCAUUGUAUAAGCUAAUUUUGUUAUUAUUGUUGAGAUCGGAGCGGUCUACGAACGAUUUUGCCGAGGUGUUGGCUUCAGAUCUACGGUCGUCGCAUCGACGUAGAGUGACAGAGAACGUAUACAGUGCCAUAUAUAAAAAAGGCGUAAAUCUAUAUGAUUGUUUUCAUAUUAGCUUGAGACGAGAACACCGAAUUUGUAAAGGUACCUAAAUGGGGUACACCCGAGCCGUCUACGAACUACUGAGAGAUGGGCAAUACGAGGACGCCGUCGCCUUCCUUGGAGAUCAACUCCAGCUCAAUCCAAGUUCGAGACCCGCAUUGUCUCUACUGGCAUAUGCGCAUUACCGUUUACAGGAUUAUGUGAAUGCAGCAAAUUGUUACGAGCAGCUUGUCCUUCUUAGUACUAAUGAGCAAACGUCACAGCGGUAUCGUCUUCACUAUGCAAAUGCGCUUUAUCAAGCCAGUCUGUUCGAUGAAGCGUACAAAGUUACUCUGCAGAUGGAUGAUAUUCCAGAACUGAAGCUGUCAUUACACAAGCUUCGAGCGGCUAUAGAGUAUGCACGGGACGAUGUCUCCUCGGCCGCCAAGGAACUUCAAGCAGCUGAAGAUCACGGCGAUCCUGACGUGCAGGUAAAUCAUGCAUGCAUUCUGUACAAAGAAAAUAAGUUCGAGGAAGCGCGUCAGAAAUUUCAAACCGCAAUGCAGGCUCAAGGCUAUAGUGCGCAACUUUGUUACGCGGCGGCGCUGUGUUGCUACAGGCUAAAGCUAUACCAACAGGCACUAAAACAUAUUGCUGAUAUAAUUGAACGAGGGAUUCGAGAACAUCCCGAACUCUCUGUGGGAAUGGCUACCGAGGGAAUCGAGGUUCACGUUCGAAAUUCAGCUGUGUUACGCGACACCGCCCUUGUUGAGGCCUUCAAUCUAAAGGCAGCCAUAGAGUUUCAGCUGAACAAUAUCGCUGAUGCUAAGGAGGCUCUAACAGAUAUGCCGCCCCGCGCCCAACAGGACAUCGAUGCUGUUAGUUUGCACAAUCAGGCACUUAUACAGCUGGAGUCAUCUCCGUCGUCUUCCUUCGACAAGCUGCAUUUCCUCGUUGAACAAGGUAGCGGUCCAGCGGAGGCUUUCGCCAAUCUAGUUCUCGUGUGUUGUCGUUUUGAGCAUUACGACCUAGCCGCAGAUGUUCUCGCUGAGCACGCAGAUAUCGCUCACCUCAUGCUUGCACCUCAUAUCCAGGCAUUCUUGGAAGCAGUUAUCGCAUGUCAAACUUCGCCAGAUGAGGCUUACCAAAAACUCGAUGACAUGGGCCAGAAACAUAUUGAAGCCCUUAGAAGACUGAAAAAGUCGAACGCGGAUGCGGAGUAUGAUGAAGAAUUGAAACGUUAUAUGCCUGUUUUAAUGGCUCAAGCAAAAAUUUACUGGGAUCUUGAGAACUACGUACAGGUGGAAAAACUGUUUAAAAAAUCACUUGAAUUUUGCGGCGACCAGCAGUCCUGGAAAACGAAUGCAGCCCAUGUAUUGUUUAUGCAAGGCGACCGCUUUAAGGAGGCGUCUACGUUCUAUGAAUCGCUUCUCAAGAACAGUUCGAAUGUUCUCGACGUACCCGCAGUGGUUCUAGCAAAUCUCUGCGUCUGCUACAUUAUGACAAGUCGAAACGAAGAGGCCGAAGAGCUAAUGCGACGGAUCGAACAGGCCGAAGAACAACUGGCCUACACGAAACCUAACGAAAAAGUCUACCAUCUUUGCAUUGUGAACCUUGUCAUCGGAACGCUCUACUGUGCGAAGGGCAACUACGAUUUCGGAGUGUCUCGUAUCAUCAAAAGCAUUGAACCGGUCUCCAAUAAACUUUCACCCGACACCUGGUUUUACGUCAAACGAUGCUUUAUUUCUUUAAUUGAGAAUCUCGCUAAAAAGGUGAUCGUCGUUCGAGAUGCCGUUGUUCACGACUGCCGUAUUUUUCUCUCACAGUGUGAACAGUUCGGCUAUUCCGUUUGUGCCUCUUUCGACGACGGCCGAGGCUCAUCCGAUGUCCUACCGGCGACCGUUGCGUCGGAGGCGAGGCUGUUACUUGCUCUAUUUGCUAUAAUCAACGAAUAAUAAAUAGACAAUGACAGAUCGAGUUCAGUUUAAUUAUACGUGAAUCACGAAGACAUGUUUACGGGUAAAAUUUACGUUAACGUAAUAUAAACAAAACAGCAGCUACCAUACAAGAUACUUAAUGUACUGUUGUUCAUUUACUUUGUCAAAUAUAAAGCUCUUUUAAAGAGAAGUAAAUAAGUC